GCUCCCUUGCACCAGCCCGGUCUGCUCGCAGUGCUGGCCUGCCGCUGUGAAGGCAACCAGUAUUUCAGUCCAAAUGGUAUCUGCAGAAGACAAGUUGGCAAAGAGAAUUCUGGAGUUGUAACCUGGACAUUACUGUGGCUCUUCAUUGUUCAGGCGGAAAACAAAGAUGCAUUGUAUUUUGUUGGACUGUUUCGUGUUGCCAACAUAGAGUUUCUUCCAGAAUAUAGGCAGAAAGAGUCAAAGGAAUUCCUCUCUAUGGCACAGACUGUGCAGCAUGUGAUGAACUUGGUCUACACAACUUCUUCUUUCUCCAAAUUUUACAAGCAGUCCACUGUCUCAGAAGUCAGUAACAACAACAAUGGAGGCCUUCUUAUUCAUUUCUGGAUCGUAUUUGUGGUACCACAGGCGAAGGGACAAGUGCUGUGUGAGGAUUGUGUGGCUGCCAUUUUAAAGGAUUCCAUUCAGACAAGUAUCAUUAACCGGACUUCAGUGGGAAGUCUUCAGGGCCUUGCAGUCGACAUUGAUUCCAUUGUCCUAAGUGCAGGUCUUCGAUCAGAUUAUUGGUCAACAACAGGAACAGGAACAAAUUGCAUGUAUGAUCUCUAUGCUGACCGACUACAUGAGCACUUUCCUCUGGAUACUCAAGCUACCUCAGAGGGAACAAUCUGCUAUUUUAAGCUUAUUGCCUCUGUGGGCUACCUUGUCCGCCUUUCCAUAGUAUCCCUUCAGAUUGAAGCAGAUAACUGCAUAACUGACUCGCUCACCAUUUAUGACUCUCUGAUGCCAAUCAAAGAUAAGAUACUCUACCAAGCCUGUGAACCAGCUGAUUCAUUGGUGUCACUUGUGUCCACAAAUAAUCUCAUGCUGGUAAUAUUUAAGGCAGCACAAGUAAAGGAGCAAAAGGAAUUCAAUGGCUAUUUUGAAGUCAUUACACAAGAAAGUUGUGGAAAAGCAAUAGUGACAAAAGAGGAAACCGGCUAUGAAGGGAGAAUCACAAGUCCAUAUUACCCAAGCUAUUACCCUCCAAAAUGCCUGUGUGCAUGGAACUUCCAGACUCCACAGAAGAGCCUUGGUAUAGCUCUGAAGUUCCAUAACUAUACUAUUAGUGAGAAGAAUAUUAAAGGCUGUGAGCGAGGAUGGUGGAAAAUUAAUGAACACAUGUACUGUGGUUACUAUGUCGAUCACCAAACAGUGUUCUACAUUACAAGUUCUGCUGUCAGCGUGGAGCUGCAGUGCAGUUCGAAGGUCUCUGAGAAGCCUCUGCUGGUGGAAUAUGGCAGCUAUAACAUCAGCCAGCCAUGUCCACCUGGACAUUUCAAGUGUUCUACUGGCUUAUGCAUCCAGCAGAUGCAGCGCUGUGAUGGCAUAAACAACUGCUUCGAUGAAAGUGAUGAACUCUCUUGUGUUGUCCCUGAGUGGAACUGUAACUCCAGCUUUGCGAUACAGCACAACUUGCUUGCCUGCAAUGGAAUAACUGAUUGUGAGAACGGAAAAGAUGAGCAGAACUGCACCCACCGUAUUCCCUGCACCAACCACACAUUCAAGUGUAGGAAUAACAUUUGCAUUAGGAAACAAUACGCAAGGUGUGAUGGGACUGUGGACUGUGUUGAUGGAAGUGAUGAAAGCAGCUGCAGUUGUGGCAGUAGCAAGAUCAGCAACCUCAUUUCUCGGAUUGUGGGUGGCUCAAACACUGAAGAAGGUGAAUGGCCCUGGCAGGUCAGCCUUCAUUUUGUGGGAGCUGCUUACUGUGGCGCAUCAGUGAUAUCAAAAGAAUGGCUUGUGUCUGCAGCCCACUGCUUUCAGGGGAGCAAGCUGGCUGACCCCAGAGCGUGGCGUGCCCACCUGGGCAUGCAGACGCAGGGCCAUGCCAAGUUUGUGUCUGCAGUGCGGCGGAUCGUAGUGCACGAGUACUACAACAGCAGGAACUAUGACUACGACAUCGCGCUGCUGCAGCUGAGCACACCCUGGCCGGACACCAUGGGCCACCUCAUCCAGCCCAUCUGCCUGCCUCCCUCUUCCCACAAAGCCCGCAGCAGGGACAAGUGCUGGAUAACAGGUUGGGGCCAAAAGCAGGAAGCAGAUGAUGAAGGUUCAGCAGUUCUUCAGAAAGCAGAGGUAGAAAUUAUUGACCAAACAUUAUGUCAUUCCACAUAUGAGAUUAUCACGGCUAGGAUGUUUUGUGCUGGGCUACCGUCUGGGAAAAGAGACGGGUGUAAAGGCGAUUCUGGUGGACCACUGUCAUGUCAAAGCAAUGGAGAUGGAAAAUGGUUUUUGACUGGCAUUGUGAGCUGGGGUUAUGGAUGUGGAAGACCAAAUUUCCCAGGUGUCUACACAAGAGUGUCAAAUUUUGCACCAUGGAUACACAAAUAUGUGCCUUCAGUCUUGUAACUUGAAAACUGUUUCCUGGAAUAAAACAUGCCCUGGAUACCUUCAUUAAAACCAUAUUUGGAGGAACUGUUCACUGGUGGAAUUUCUUUGCAUGUCUCUUGCUGAUUCUGGAACUCACAUAUGGGGCUAAUAAAUACCAGGGUUUUGAGCUCUGGUGAAAAAGGAGGAGGCUGUUCCUUGUGGUGGUUGUUCCUUGUAGAUGUCUGGAGACAUAGGGGGAGGUGCAACAAUAAACUUCGUUUUCAAGGCACCAACUAAGUGCAGGUGCACUCACGUGUCAGGAAGCUGAAAAUACAAUUGAUUGUGUAAACAGAGAGCUUUAGGCAUACUCAUCAUUUCUUCUGAGACAUGUGCAGCCAAUACAGAAGUAACAGUGAAGUAGCAGUUAACUGUUGCGCUCUGGCAAAUACUUCUUUCACUACCUCUUCCACCAAGGACAGCUGACAGGGAGAAAGGGAGAGGAGACACUGUAAAAAGUGAACUCAAUCCUUUCAAAUCCAUAGGGCCCUAAUUUUUGAAGAUCAAAAAUUCUGCUGCUAGAAGUGAUUUGUCGCAUGCUUAUUCCUUCUCCUACUUUCAUUUUAAUUAACUGCAUGGUUUGGAGCUACUAACUUUUCUCUCCUGCUUUCACUUCUUUAUUUUCAAAUUCAUCUACAUAAGAAUUUGAAUUCUUGAGCUUCAGGCAACCUCAUCAAGAUGAAUAAACAUGGUAAUGUGUGUUAUUGCAAUUAUCUUGUCCUUGAUGAAAUAAAACCAGUGCUUCUGAAAGGUCCUGAUAUAAUAUUUAUGCAAAAGUGGAUUUGUUUCCUCUAGGUCUUUUUCUGGAGUUUUUUUGUCUGUCCCAUGAAUGAAGGGGCAAAGUGUCAGUUAGCAGGUUCUGUAUGUGUAGCAGAGACAGGCUGUUGAAAAACAGAGUACUUGAACAAAGCCCUCUGUCUGCAGCUGCAGUUUGGAUUUCUGAGCUGUAAGGAUUGCCUUCUAAUUAAUCCCUUUUGCAAUCUCUGUGUGAACUGUUCAGAUUUCUUUUAUUCUCUUUGUUCCCUUUGUAUUAUUUUUCUGGGGCUGAUAUUUCUUCAUCUCCUUUUGCUUUUCUAGAUCCUGUUCUUUGUACUCCCUCUCUCUUUCAACAUGUAUCAAAAAUGUUCUUUCCCCACACACAUCCUUGAUUUUCUUAUUUUAUAUGCAUAAUAUGCUGAACUCGAUGGUUUGCUGACUUAAAGUUGCUUUUCCUUUCAAACAGGAAAUACAAACAUAAAUUUGUUUGCAAUUUAUUUGCCACAUUUAUUCUGUGGUACUAUCUUGAAGCUGGAAAACUAAGGUGACAUGUGGAACUGAGCAUUUCUCCUCUGUUACAGAUAUUUCUAUGAAUUCCCCAGGGUGCUUAUUUGAAGUUGCCUCAUUUAUAUUGCCCUGGGACCUUCUAUCUGUGAAUUGCUUGCAUGUCCUUUGCAUUGUGUCGUAAAUUAUUUCCCUACUCCUGUAUUUCUGAAAGAAGUGAUCUAUUAUCAAAUUAUGGGAUCCAUAUCCUACUUCGCCUGUCAGGUAAACAAAGAGUUACAGUGAUGGUUUUCCUGCC
Molecule: messenger RNA, 3964 nt
Organism: Motacilla alba alba
Lineage: Eukaryota; Metazoa; Chordata; Aves; Passeriformes; Motacillidae
Gene: TMPRSS7
Product: transmembrane serine protease 7
Exons: 19
Coding region: 256-2388 (710 amino acids)
Biological process (GO): proteolysis
Cellular component (GO): plasma membrane
Molecular function (GO): protein binding; serine-type endopeptidase activity
Source: RefSeq, a predicted model, not a curated record